GAAACAUAACCUGAUUCCCCUUCCAGCUUCACUGUCAGCUCUGCUCAAAGGAGGGGAUAGCCUCUGGGAGAGCCCAGACUCAGAGUCAUGAAAAAACAUGUGUCAGAGACCAUGGCGAGCCCAGGGAAAGACAAUUAUCGAAUGAAGAGCUAUAAGAACAAUGCCCUAAACCCUGAGGAAAUGAGACGAAGAAGAGAAGAAGAGGGCAUUCAGCUCCGGAAGCAGAAACGGGAGCAACAACUUUUUAAACGGAGAAAUGUGGAGCUGAUUAAUGAAGAAGCUGCCAUGUUUGAUAGUCUCCUCAUGGACUCCUAUGUGAGCUCUACCACUGGGGAGAGUGUGAUCACAAGAGAGAUGGUGGAGAUGCUCUUUUCUGAUGAUUCUGACCUGCAGUUAGCAACCACACAGAAAUUUCGGAAACUGCUCUCCAAAGAGCCUAGUCCUCCAAUAGAUGAAGUUAUCAAUACACCAGGAGUGGUGGAUCGGUUUGUGGAGUUUCUGAAGAGGAAUGAGAAUUGUACAUUACAGUUUGAAGCUGCCUGGGCUCUAACAAACAUUGCCUCUGGAACCUCUCAGCAGACCAAAAUUGUCAUUGAAGCAGGAGCCGUCCCCAUUUUUAUAGAGCUGCUUAACUCAGACUUUGAGGAUGUACAGGAACAGGCAGUCUGGGCACUGGGAAACAUAGCUGGAGACAGCUCCGUUUGCCGAGAUUACGUCUUGAACUGUUCCAUCCUUAAUCCUUUGUUAACACUCCUUACCAAGUCCACACGACUGACAAUGACACGGAAUGCAGUCUGGGCCCUGUCAAACCUCUGUCGAGGGAAGAACCCACCCCCAGAGUUUGCAAAGGUCUCUCCUUGUUUGCCGGUACUGUCUCGCCUACUCUUCAGCAGCGAUUCAGACUUGCUGGCAGAUGCUUGCUGGGCCCUCUCUUAUCUGUCAGAUGGCCCCAAUGAGAAAAUCCAGGCAGUCAUAGACUCUGGAGUGUGCCGGAGAUUGGUAGAGCUGCUGAUGCACAACGAUUAUAAAGUGGCUUCCCCUGCCCUGAGAGCUGUGGGUAACAUCGUCACUGGGGAUGACAUCCAGACCCAGGUCAUUCUUAACUGUUCAGCCCUCCCUUGCCUUCUCCACUUGUUGAGCAGCCCUAAGGAGUCAAUCCGGAAGGAAGCUUGCUGGACCAUUUCAAAUAUCACUGCUGGCAACAGGGCUCAAAUACAGGCUGUUAUAGAUGCAAAUAUCUUCCCUGUGUUGAUUGAAAUUCUUCAGAAAGCAGAGUUUCGUACAAGAAAAGAGGCAGCCUGGGCCAUCACCAAUGCCACAUCAGGAGGAACCCCUGAGCAGAUCAGGUACCUGGUCUCACUGGGUUGCAUCAAACCCCUGUGCGAUUUGCUGACUGUAAUGGAUUCCAAGAUUGUGCAAGUGGCCCUCAAUGGACUGGAGAACAUCCUGCGGCUUGGAGAGCAAGAAGGCAAGCGCAGUGGCUCAGGGGUUAAUCCCUACUGUGGCCUCAUCGAGGAAGCCUAUGGCUUGGAUAAAAUUGAGUUUCUCCAGAGCCACGAGAACCAAGAGAUCUACCAGAAGGCCUUCGACCUCAUUGAGCACUACUUUGGUGUAGAAGACGACGAUAGCAGCCUGGCUCCCCAAGUGGAUGAAACGCAACAGCAGUUCAUCUUCCAGCAGCCCGAGGCCCCCAUGGAGGGUUUCCAGCUAUAAUAUCUGCCUCCGGGGAGGGGAGGGGAUGGGAAGCACCACCGACCAGCAGAAGAGCAGCCCUCUGGUGGGCGGGAAACCAGCCCCCCCACCAUCAGCCACCACACACCUCUGCUGCCCUGGAGACUGUGCUCUUGACCUGCUCCGCCCCCUUCCCUGGAGGGCGUACCCUCUGGACAGACAGAACCAUCUGAGGCUCACAUUUGGGUUUUGUGACAAGAAGGGGAUGUGUUGGGUUUUUCUUCCUUACACUAUAUUUUGGCUGCACACAUGUCUUUAACCCAGGAGCCCAGGGGUAGACAAAGGAGGACUAAGGUAAUCAAUUUGCACCUUUUUUUAUUUUUAUUUUUUUCUUUUUUCUUUAAUGGUGACUUCCUUUUUAUCUUUUUUCAUCCUUCCCAAUCCUCUGCCCUGAUCUGUAUAACUCUUAUCUUGGGUACUUGAGCAGAUGGAAUAUUCCAGAGGUGGGAGGUGGGAGGGGAAGGGAGAAAUCCAAAACAAAGUGUUCUUGCUCUGACAGAAUAUUAAUCUUGUAUACUUUGAUUGAGUUAUUUAAUUUUUUUUUCUUUUGCACAUUUUUCUUGUAUUAAGAUUGUUCUUCCCAAGAGCCAUGAGUUCCUGGUUUUAGGAAUCCCAGCUGCCAGCAUUGCCUGGGACUAGAGGCUGAUGGGAAGGCUACCAUGAAACAAAGGCCCCUCCCUCCCUCUCACCCAGAUCUCUUUAGUUUGGGAGAUCCCCCUCAUUCUCCUGGGGCAAGUACACCAGUGGGAGUGGAGGGGAGGGAGGAGCACAGGCCUUCAGAUGGGGCUCCCCGCGUGUAGCUACUGAUCCCAUGUUUCCUACCCACCUUCCAAAUGGUGCGACCCAACUUCAUUUGUUUACUUGAAAAUUCCCCUCAGGGUUGAGUGAACCUCUGAGGUGGCUGUAUUUUCUCCUAAGCUUAAGACAGGGGACUGUGGUCCUUCCUUUCUCCUGAGGAGAAAGUCCUUGCUCUGGUGACCUAUAAAUUGCAGAGGAGGUUGGAGUGAGAGUGUCAUGUAUUGGGAUAGUCAGGGAUCCCUGCCUUUGGCCUUUCUUCUUCUUCUUCUUCCUCUUCCAUAGUUGGAUCAUGUAUAUUUUACUUCCAAAGGAGAGAAUGUCAAAAAGUUCUGUAUUUUUUUAUAUUCUAUAUAUUAGGUAGGUCACUCUUAAUUGGUCUCAAGGGGAAAAACUAUCUGUAAUUUCUGUAAGUAGGAUACUGAGAGGAAGACCAAAAAAAGAGAUGUGGAAGGUCCCUUGCUCAGGAGGCCUGAGCGUGGUCCAUUUGCUCUCUGCUUGGAUUCUGGACCACCACCUGGGACCAACCCUCAACUCUGGAAACUUUGUAAAGCAGGUCAGCAUGGUCUCAUUGUCCCAGUACCUGAAAGGAGUAAGGAUGGCUUCAGGGCCUGGUGAAGUCUACCACUCUAGUCCUUGCUCCUGAGCAUCCUGCUUCUAUCAGGAAACCCAGAAAAUAGUUGGCCUUCUACAACUCAAUCUCAGAGGCUAUUGUCCACAUAAGUUAUCACACAUGGCUGCGUUUGCUAUUGUCCCAGAAACUUAGCAGCCUGAAUACUUUUGUGGGAAUUAUUGGUAUCUUCCCUGUUAGGGAUCCUUAUACCUGGUUUGGGUUUUUUCUUCUUUGUGACAAUUAUAAUCCAGAUGCCUUUUCUUUCUCUUUGAGUAAAGCUAGUGCAGUGCCUCAGUGACUUGCCUGUACCUCUGGAUGGAUUACAUGUGAUGGUAAAGCCCAUCUGUUGGAGAUGGGAGAGGAGGAAGUUGUCAGCUAAGUGUAGACCAGCUGUGGUGUUGAAGGCACAAUCUGCCCUGCUGCUGCCUCCGUACUGUGGUUAGAGGUCCUGUUCUAAGCUAUACUUUUCCAGAAACAAUGCCGUUCUUGCUCCCAUUCCUAUACAUCCCUUUCUGGCUCAGGUGAAAUCCAUGCCCCUCUUCUUACAGAUCUAAACUUCCAGUGCUUAUUGUUGGCCAUUCGUCUUGAAUUUGGCCUUCCCUAGUUCGAGGUCGCACUCCAAUGCCAUUUUCUAAGGAAGAUGGUUUAGGGCUGGCAGCUAUCACUGAAAAAUCACACUAAUGUUAUACUGCUUUGGUGAGUCACAUGCUUCUUAGUAGCUUGAGAAUGAUGGCUACCAACCCCUAAUCUCCCAGGAAGGCAAGGGGCAGGACAUUUUUUUCACUUGGCUUUCUACCUCCAUUACAAAACUAUUCUCUGACAGUUCAAAGAAAAGCUUUCACCCACCCGUCCCCCCAUGGUCCUUGUGCAAAGGGCAGAGCAAUUUAGUAGGAUCUACUUAGUACAUCUCAAGCAAUAGCUAAGUCCCUGACAUUGGGGCCAAAUUCCUAGUGUGAGACAUACACAUCCUGGUUUCCCAACUGUUUCUCCAGAAAUCUCCUUUGGGUUCAGCUUUAGGUCCUGUACCAGAUAAAAGACUGUUUUUUGGUCAUUUGGCUGCUGCUUAAUGCAAGUUUUCUCUAAGGACUUAAAAUGCUAAAUUCUACUGGGGGCACAAUGUGAGGAAAGAUUUCUCAAAGAAAGGUUGCCUCUAGGAGCUUUUCAUUUGUGUCUUCCCCGGACCAUAUUUUCCCAUUAUCUUCCUCUAAACUCAUUUCAACCAACAGAAAAAGUUCUUCCAGCCAACAGAGACAGUAGUACCAUCUUUUGUAUAACCUCCUUUUCAUUGGCCAUCUUGUAAAGCAAAAUAUUAUUUCUUUAUUUUGCUCACAUUUGAGAGUCACUCUUUAUGAGCAACUCCCAUCUGGACCCCAGAUCCUGGCCUAAGUGAGGUCAAAGGCUUUCUGGCAGAUUUUUGGUAAUUACCAGGAUGUAGAGGCUCCCCAGCCUGUUUUAGGAACUAGCCUGAUAAGUUGAAACAUGUUUUUGGAAUCUCAUAUGGCUGGCAUAUCCAUUUUAAGAUCUCUGAUGGGGGUGGAAGUACCUAGGUAUGGAUUAAGAGGGACAAGGAGAGUUUUUCUUAGUUAACAUAUUCAAAUACUGUUUUGAACAGUGCCAGCUUUUCUUUAUUGCCAACCUCUCAACUACUAACAGGGUCCCUGGUCUUAUAAACCUGCCUUCAGUUCCCACCUCUCCUCAGUGACUGCCUGGCCUUGAUGUUGGCUGCUGCAACCCUCUGAUACAACCACAUGGGUUCCACCUUGAACUGGCCAGCCUAGUUACUUGGGCAUGAAUGACCCCUCCAAGGAACAGGUGGUUGGUGACCUCAUUUUGGGGGGACCCUUGGUUUUAUUAUUCCUUAUCUAGAAACUUUAGAUCUACUUUUUCAACUCUCUGCCCUGGAAACCAUCUUGCAGUAACCCUAUUUUUUUGGAACUGAACUGCACAGAUUAUAGCUGCUAUUGUAGUUAAGGGAGAAGAAUAAAAAACAUUCUGUUUCUCUCAAGCCAAACCAGUUUAAAAUGAAAACUGUCUAACAGAAUGAACUAUAUUUACAUUUACUUGUGUCUACCUGCCUUCUCUCCCCACCCUAGAGUUGUACCUAUUUCUAGCAAACUGAAAGGAAAGAAGGAGAAAGCCUAGCAAUACUAACCUCACCACCCUAUAUGCCUUUCCCAGCCCUUUUGUUCAGGCCUUCUCUUUUCUCCCAUAGACUCACUCAACUCGGAAUCCAUUAUCUUGGGUAUUCUUCAUUAGAUUCAUCUUACAGGCUCAGGUGCACUGAACUAUGGGAAACAUCUUCCAGGUAGUACUACCCUGGAAGUUACUGUGAGACUGAAAGAUUGCUCAGAAUAAAUUUCUUCCAUAGCCAUUUAGGAUUCUACAUUCUAGACCAACCUUGUCCAGUAUUUUUUCUGUUUUAGCAUUUGCAUUUUUUCGUUAAGCCAACAAGCUGAGAAUUUAGCCCUACUGGGAUCCAUAUGGUGGGCACUAGCUGCUCUUUGGCCAAGGCCUUCAUGAUUCAGUCAUCCCAUUGUCUAUCCCCUAGCCCCACCCCCAGAUUAAGAUCAUGGCAAGGGAAGAAUUUGAGGUUAAGACCAACCAAAUCUGUUAAUGAAAGCCGUUAUUUUUCCUCUGAGAGGGCAUUUUGUUGCAGAACCAAAGCUGGCUGUGAGAGUUACAAAAGGCAGCAUUAAAUUUGGGGCCCAGAACACCAUGGGAGAAAGGUUUUGUGUAGUAUGUUCCAGUGGGCUUGGGUCUACCUAGCUUCUUCUGGACCAGCCUGAUUUCUGAUGUCCAUAUACACAUACCUGAACCCCCUUGCUCUCUUGUAACAAUAUACCAUGCCCUGAGGGCAGUGAAGGAAAUAAGCUCAAAGAUCCUAAGACUGGCUGGGAACCUCUGACUCAGAGGAUGUCCUUAAAGAGUUCACAUCUACAUGAACCCCUGUGCUCUGGAGUUGGGUCCUUGGCUUUUUCAGCCAGCUUUUAUGGGAACUGCCUUUGAUUGACCUAUUUUAAAAGAAGGAAAGGAGCGAUGGGGUCCCAGCCACACAACAGACCAGAUGUCCCCUAAAAACAGUUUGGGUUUCUAGCUAUGGACCCUAGGAAGGUGAAUCAAAUCCUUCUCGCUGGUUUUUCUUUACAAAUUAAUUUGCUUUUAUUUUUCUAACAACUAUAAACUCUAUUUUCCAUGUUCUCAGGGCCCCUGGGUAGACAGACAAAGCUUGAUGAUUUCAGAGCAGACAUAGGCUAAGAAACCGUGGCAUUGAGUGUGCUGAGUCCAGACAAAUGAUAUUUAUAUACACAUCCAAAUUUGAAGAGAAAAUGUAUUUCUUUAGGUUUCAAACACUGUAAUAGAUAUAAAGCAAAAAUAAAAACCUGUUGCAAAGUU
Molecule: messenger RNA, 6532 nt
Organism: Microcebus murinus (gray mouse lemur)
Lineage: Eukaryota; Metazoa; Chordata; Mammalia; Primates; Cheirogaleidae
Source: RefSeq, a predicted model, not a curated record